This is a messenger RNA of Seminavis robusta, 657 nucleotides long. The record is from the annotation of a GenBank genome assembly. Lineage: Eukaryota; Bacillariophyta; Bacillariophyceae; Naviculales; Naviculaceae.
AUGCCUGCUGUGGAUGGACCCGAAACCUGCACGUUCAUUGACCAGUUCUCCUACAUGUGCGGCUGCCCUGGUGUUGUGCCAACCUGCUCGCUGUGUGGCCUAGACGAAAGUGGAAAUCAACUGUUGAUGGAACGCUCCGAAGAAGUCUUGAUCCCUGGCAAUAAAGAAGAAGGUCAACACGACGUGACGUGCUCCGAAUGGGAUAAGCUAAUGAGUUUGCACGCGGAACCCAACACGCCAGAGACAGCUACUAGCCGUUCCGGUGGAACGACUGCCUGUGAACGAGCUUUGGAAAAAUCCGAAGAAAGAACGGGUGUGCAGUUGGAAGGACUGUGUGGCUGUCCCGGAGUGGAACCUGCCAUGGAGUGUUCGGGAUGUCCUGGUGGACUGCACCUGCAUUCUAGCAAGAGCGAAGAAUGCGCUAGGCUUGCAUUCCUUGCAUCCCACAUCACAAAUUCUACCAAGUGUGAGAUUGUCCAGGAAGGGGCAAUGUCAAUCGAUUGUUGUUUGGAAGAACCGGAGGCAAAGCCAGAAGAGAUUGAUGUCGGCCCGGUUUCGAGCACCGCCGAAGCUCCCUCUUCUGGUGCGACGACGACAACAUGGUCUUUGUUUGGGGGUUUUGCCACCGCCAUGGCAAUCCUCGGAUUCGUGCUCUAA